This is a messenger RNA of Mugil cephalus (flathead mullet), 2925 nucleotides long. RefSeq names its product lissencephaly-1 homolog B-like. Gene Ontology annotation, molecular function: protein binding. The transcript is spliced from 11 exons. The record is from RefSeq and is a predicted model, not a curated record. Bases 425 to 1657 code for a protein of 410 amino acids. NCBI's taxonomy places the organism in Eukaryota, Metazoa, Chordata, Actinopteri, Mugiliformes, Mugilidae.
GCACGCUCCCGAUAUCCAAUCGCGACCGUUAGCUGGGGCGAAUGCGGAGAAAAAUCUGACCGGGUGAUGUAAAGAAAAGUCACAAUACCACAUCUAAAGCACCGGUUCCCUUCGCAUGCUUUGACCAGUCAAGUGGAUAUGAGAUUCGGCUUUAGUCAGCGGGUUAUGGGCUCGUCUGAUUUGUGAAUGAGAUUCCGGCCGCUGCGAACACUCGCGGAUCCUCGUCCUGACAUUUGGCUGACAGCUGUAUCUACACGUCGCCUCUCUUCUGCGUGGCGCUCUUUUUUUGCCGCCGCUGAAGGGCUAAACAUCACCGAGGGAUCGGACGCCUCCGUGCCGCACACGCUUCCCAGCCCGACUCCCCCCUCCCCCCCCGCCGUCACCUCAUCCUCACCUCCCCGAGAGGGAGAGAACAGCAGCCGCCAUGGUGCUGUCACAGAGACAAAGAGAUGAACUAAACCGAGCUAUAGCUGACUAUCUUCGUUCCAAUGGUUAUGAGGAAGCCUAUUCCACCUUCAAGAAAGAAGCAGAGUUAGAUAUGAAUGAAGAGGUAGAUAAGAAGUAUGCAGGGCUUUUGGAAAAGAAAUGGACCUCAGUUAUCAGAUUACAGAAGAAGGUGAUGGAGUUGGAGUCGAAGUUGAACGAGGCGAAGGAGGAGAUGACGCAUGGAGGACCCGUGGGUCAGAAGAGAGACCCCAAGGAGUGGAUCCCCCGUCCACCAGAGAGAUACGCCCUGAGUGGGCACCGUGCUCCAGUCACGCGUGUCAUAUUCCAUCCUGUGUUUUCUGUCAUGGUCACGGCCUCAGAGGAUGCUACCAUCAAGGUGUGGGACUACGAGGCAGGAGACUUUGAGCGAACCCUCAAAGGUCACACGGACUCUGUGCAGGACAUCUCCUUCGACCAGACGGGAAAGCUGCUGGCUUCAUGUUCAGCCGACAUGAGCAUCAAACUCUGGGACUUCCAGGGGUUUGAGUGCAUCCGAACAAUGCAUGGCCACGAUCACAAUGUGUCGUCUGUAGCCAUCAUGCCAAACGGUGACCACAUAGUGUCUGCCUCCAGAGACAAGACCAUGAAGAUGUGGGAGGUGGCUACUGGGUACUGUGUGAAGACAUUUACUGGCCACAGGGAGUGGGUGAGGAUGGUGCGUCCCAAUCAGGACGGCUCGUUGAUCGCCAGCUGCUCCAAUGACCAGACGGUGCGUGUCUGGGUGGUCGCCUCGAAAGAGUGUAAAGCUGAGCUGCGGGAACAUGAACAUGUGGUAGAGUGUAUCGCCUGGGCCCCUGACAGCGCUCACCCCACCAUCCUGGAGGCCACAGGCUCAGAGAGUAAGAAGAGUGGAAAACCUGGCCCCUUCCUCCUCUCUGGCUCCAGAGAUAAAACAAUUAAGAUGUGGGACGUCAGCAUUGGGAUCUGCCUUAUGACUCUGGUGGGACAUGACAACUGGGUGCGUGGGGUAUUGUUUCAUCCUGGAGGAAGGUUCAUAGUGAGCUGUGCCGAUGACAAAACCAUCAGGAUCUGGGACUACAAGAACAAACGCUGCAUGAAGACCUUGAGUGCCCAUGAACACUUUGUUACCUCUCUGGAUUUCCACAAGACGGCUCCCUACGUGGUGACGGGCAGUGUCGACCAGACAGUCAAAGUCUGGGAGUGUCGCUGAGACUCCAUCUCUUGCCCCCGUCUGCCCACCCGGUCCCAACUCCAAAAAGCAGCCCUAAAGCCCCACCCUCCCUCCUCCCUCCCCCUCCAUUUCCUCUCCCCAGCCCCUCACCUCCUCGCACUCCAAACCAUAGUUGACCAAGGCGCUUUAUCUCCCCCUCGUCCCUUCUCCUCGCUCCCCUCUCCUUACCUCCUCCCCCUACAUUGGUCCAGCCCUAUUAAGAUGACUAUUGUCCUUUUGUGUAAAUUAUUCUGGAUGUAGGGUACGCUUAAUAAAUGUCACGCAAUCUCUGACACAUAAACACACUCAAAAGAGAUGAGAAGUAUCCUUGCAUGGUGAAUCCAACGGAAAAAAAAAAAAUAUUCUCUACUGUUUAAAUUUGCAUACUGUCGUCAUGACUUUCCCGUCGGGGUCAAAGGGUAAAUAUCUUUGUGUGCUGGCGCAGGCGGAUUCUGGUUAACUGACAGUGCACGAAAAAAAAACGGCGCCCCCCUCGUCGAAGGGGGUUUAGGUUUUUGUUUAGUUUUGUUUAACUCCAUGCCUCCGUGGUUGUGGUCUUUGUCGCCGCGUGGCUGGUGACGGGAGAAGGCGUGAGGAAAGUAAGAAAAGCGGAAGCUGUCCAGGAGGAGACGAUGAUGACGAGCUGACGAAAGGAUGCAGCUCCCCAGUCGAAUCACACGAGGAUUUUUGUGGGCGAGCGCGGCGCUCGUGUGUGCGCGUGUAUACGUUGCGUGUGUGUGUGUGUAUUUGUACGUUACGACAGGAGAAUCUCUCCGCCGUCUCCGAUCUAACGGUCGGAGAAGAGAGAGGAGGCAAAGCUUCUCACCCACUGUGUUUCAUUCAUACAAGCUUCAUCUCUUUUAACAAACUUUGCUUUUCUAGUAGACACUCACAGGACCUUAAUGAUCCAUAAGCUGCUGAGAGCACAGGCACACGUCCCAUAACUAAAGUGUGUUUUACAGAGGAAAAAAAGUCGGCUCACCAUUUAUGAGGUUUGUGUGUGUGUGCGUGCGCGCGCGUGCGUGCGUGUGUGUUUGUCGCCCCCAGAGAAUCGCCCAGUGCCCUCUUCGCUCGCUAUCUCUGCCUUGUUACCCCACUGAGGGCUCCCUCACACGGGAUUUUCAUUCUGCUUUCUGUGGUCUCUCACUGCUCUCUCUACACACACAUACACUCACAAAAUGCACAUACACGCACAGUAAAAGUUGUGUAUCAAUAUAUCUGGAUGUCAUUGUUUGCAACAUAAUGAAAUAAAAUUCUGUAAAUAUAAA